AUGGACAUGCAGGACCACCCAUCCUUUUCAGCUACUGGAGCUUCAUUCCCGUUGCCACAUCCUGAACUAUUGGAUCAGAACAUUUACGAUGUUCCAUGCGAAGACUCCCCAACACCAGAACCACCUCUCUUAACACCAGAAAAACCACCGUUAACAUCAAGGAAACCCUCGUUAACAACAAGAGAACCUUCUUUAACAUCAGAAGAACCCCCUUACACACAACAAGAACCCCCUUCAACAUCACAAGAACCCCUUUUAACAGCGGAAAAACCGACAAGCACCGAUUUUGCAAAAUUGCGGCAGAACUUCGAGAACGGAUUUCCGGAGGCCGGUAUUAAGAAGUCUGUCACUUUGAUGCCAAAACCGAUAUUAGUGUCAAAAUUAAAAACUGACAUUAAGUUUAAUACGGAUUUGAAAAAGAAUAAAACAAGAAAUGAGGGUGGUAUUACAUUCACGUUGCCGAAAAGAGACAAUCAGUUGGACCUGGAUCGAGAAAAUAUAAGGAUGGAUGAUGUUUUCUUUGUGAAAGACAGAGAUAGAUACUGUUCCAGUACAGAUACUGACAAUAGUGUUGUGGAGUUUACAUUGGGUUUACAUGCAGCUAAAUUAUGA
Arctia plantaginis is the source of this 612-nucleotide messenger RNA. The record is from the annotation of a GenBank genome assembly. NCBI's taxonomy places the organism in Eukaryota, Metazoa, Arthropoda, Insecta, Lepidoptera, Erebidae.